AUGUCUUAUCCCGGAAACAAUCACUACAACUAUCAAGGCCAGGGCCAGAACGGUGGUGGCUACGGCGGCGGCUACGGCGGCGGCCCUGGUGGCUUCGGCGGACCUCCUCCCGGACCUCCCCCUGGCGGAUUCGGUGGCCCUCCACCUGGACCGCCCCCCGGAUUCCAGGGGGGUUAUGGCGGAGGUUACGGCCAGCAGCAGGGAGGCUACGGCGGCCAGCAGGGUGGAUAUAACCAGCAAGGAGGAUACGGCGGCCAGCAGGGUGGCUACGGCGGUCAGCAGGGCGGAUAUGGCCAGCAGCAGGGUGGCUACGGCGGCCAGCAGCAACAGCAGCAUCAACAGCAGCAGCAGGGCGGACACAGCAGCGGCUACGGCGCCGCGGCCGCUGUCGCUGGUGCUGCCAUGGUCGCUGGCGCGGGCUACAACUCUUCGCAGAGCAGCGGCGGACGCGGCAAUUACAACUCGCCCGAGCACAUGAACCAGAUCCCGACCGGGAUGCAGCAGUUUGGCUCUGGCGCCCCGAAUCAGUAUUCUUACCAGUACUCCAACUGCAGCGGCCGACGGAAGGCGCUGCUGAUUGGUAUUAACUACAUUGGUACCAAGAGUGCGUUGAGAGGAUGUAUCAACGACGUCAACAACAUCAGAAACUUUUUGCUGAAUAACGGAUACAAGUCUGAGGAUAUGGUCGUGCUCACCGACGACCAGCAGAACCAGCGAUCGAUCCCCACCAAAGCCAACAUGAUUGCCGCCAUGCAGUGGCUAGUCAAGGGCGCUCAGCCGAACGACUCGCUUUUCUUCCAUUACUCUGGUCACGGUGGCCAGACCGAGGAUUUGAACGGCGACGAGGAGGACGGUUUUGAUGAGGUUAUCUAUCCUCUUGAUUUCCAGACCGCCGGCCACAUCAUCGAUGAUGACCUUCACUCCAUCAUGGUCACACCGCUUACAGCAGGUGUUCGCCUCACCGCGAUCUUUGACAGUUGCCACUCCGGUACCGUCCUCGACCUGCCCUACGUCUACUCGACCCAGGGAGUCAUCAAGGAGCCCAAUCUCGCCAAGGAAGCCGGCCAAGGCCUGCUCUCUGCUUUCAGCUCCUACUCCCGCGGCGACCUGUCCGGCGCGAUCAGCACCAUCACCGGCAUCGUCAAGCAGGCCACCAACGGCGGCGGCAACAAGGCCAGCGAGCUCACCCGCCGCACAAAGACCAGUCCCGCGGACGUCAUCACCUUCUCGGGAUGCAAGGACUCGCAGACCUCGGCCGACGCCAGCGAGGCCGGAAAGGCUACCGGCGCGAUGUCGUACGCGUUCAUCGAGGUUAUGGGAUCGAACCCGAACCAGAGCUACCUGUCGCUGCUGCAAAACAUGAGACAGUUGAUGGCGGCAAAGUAUUCUCAAAAGCCCCAGCUGAGCGCGUCUCAUCCUAUUGACGUCAACCUCAAGUUCAUCUUCUAA
Molecule: messenger RNA, 1449 nt
Organism: Myxozyma melibiosi
Lineage: Eukaryota; Fungi; Ascomycota; Lipomycetes; Lipomycetales; Lipomycetaceae
Product: caspase domain-containing protein
Exons: 4
Coding region: 1-1449 (482 amino acids)
Biological process (GO): proteolysis
Molecular function (GO): cysteine-type endopeptidase activity
Source: RefSeq, a predicted model, not a curated record